UUUUAUUUGUGUGAUUCAUUAAUGUUUGAUUGCAGAUUAGUAGGGAUUCAAUAUGGAUUUCUGUUAAUGUUUUUGAUUUCGUUCUGUUUGUCAAUUUCCAUUGUAGGAUUUAGGUUACUUGUGCUAUUUCAGACAUCUUUUAAACUGAUAUUGUAUGAAAUUCUCUCUCUCGCUCCAUGAUUGCUAGGAUUUUCAUUCUUGGAAUUUUUGUGACUGUUUCUGUAUUAGGUUUUAACAAGCCGAACUAAUAGCCUUGCUUAGCAGCAAGCACUACAUACCAACGCCAACUGAAGAAGGAGACGAAGAACCAGAACCCUUUUCAACUUGAUGUGGGAAAUCUCCUCACUUUUAACCCUUUUCACAAUUUUCCUUCCCUCCCCACUUCCAGUUCUUCAUGAGGAGAUGAGAAGCUUGAUGAACACGGGGACGCUUAUGAAACAAAGGAUAAUAGUGAUAUGUACUUGGACAAAGAUGGGAAAGAUCGUGAAAUGAAUAGUCGCAUGGGAACUAGAUCUGGGGUUAAGGAUUCUAUUCCUGCUUGGAUCAAGUUCUCUGUUCAAGCACCUGGUGAAAUCCCAUACAGUGGAAUAUACUAUGAUCCACCAGAAGAGGAAAAGUACGUAUUCAAACACCCCCAUACAAAAAGACCAAAAUCACAUGCUGGAAUGAGUAGCAUCCUAUGCAUCUCUCUUUUCCCUUGCAUGAAUUGUUAUUCCAGUCUUCUGUCAGAUUGCUUACCGGUUCUAAUUUGUUGUUACUUGCUAUCAUGCCAUAUUUUUUGUACUGUUUCUUCCAAUAUUUUAUAUGACAUGUUCCUCCAAGACUUUGAGAAUGAAAAGAAAAGCAGGAGUUUUUUAUACUGAAAAA
Molecule: messenger RNA, 867 nt
Organism: Gossypium raimondii (Peruvian cotton)
Lineage: Eukaryota; Viridiplantae; Streptophyta; Magnoliopsida; Malvales; Malvaceae
Product: 1,4-alpha-glucan-branching enzyme 2-2, chloroplastic/amyloplastic
Exons: 4
Coding region: 456-863 (135 amino acids)
Biological process (GO): starch metabolic process
Cellular component (GO): cytoplasm
Molecular function (GO): 1,4-alpha-glucan branching enzyme activity
Source: RefSeq, a predicted model, not a curated record